This is a messenger RNA of Jaminaea rosea, 4149 nucleotides long. RefSeq lists its product as hypothetical. Lineage: Eukaryota; Fungi; Basidiomycota; Exobasidiomycetes; Microstromatales. The coding region runs from base 239 to 4042 and encodes 1267 amino acids. The transcript has a single exon. The record is from RefSeq and is a predicted model, not a curated record.
CUCAGCAAGCGGUCGUCCAUCGUGGGCCGCCGAUACCCGAGUGUGUCGAGGGUCGAUGCGGCCAGUUCCUCUGUCGAUGGAUGGAUGAGAUUCGUGCACUACACACCCUCUUUUCAUCCUUGCAAUUGAUUACCACUUCGUAGAACCGCCCCCGCUCUGAGAUCAUCAGAGGCACGAUGACUUGAAUGAGCGAGGCGGCAUAUAUCCAGCCCCUAUUCAUCAACACUCGCCGCCCGCGAUGAUGGCUUCAUCUUCGUCGUCAUUAUCAGCGGCAGCGGCUGCGUCUGCAAGCUCAUCCUCUUCUCGUCGUCCAUCUUUCCCUUUUUCAUCAGACUCGGCCUCAGCCUCGUCGUCAUCAUCUCGUCGACGAAGCAAAGCCGCAAUGCCCAACAAGCGCAGCCUUAUGUCGCGCUUCAGCAGCAGCACGACGCAACAGGCAUCAUCCAGUGGGCAGGAGGAUGGCACCGAGGCAGAUGAUAGCAUAGAUGCUGGGUUGUGGGACAAAAACGAGGCUGCCUUCUUGCAAGAGUCUAGCCCAUAUCUUUCACAAAGCGGAAGCCGGCCAUCAUCCACUUGGACGUCUUCGAGCGGUGGAGGAGGAGACGUAUUCGCAGCAGUUGCUCCCACCAACGUCGUACUUUCCCCGACAUCGCCCCUCGAAGAGCUGAGAGGGAGCGUCAUCGUAUCCUCGCCGCCGCCGCCGCCGCCGCCUCCUUCCUUCUCGACCGGCGCAGCAAUGGGUGCUACCCUCUCCCCUUCCUCCCUGGACCCUCACAACUCCCGCCUAUCAAUGGCUUCGAGCAGCUCGCGCAAGUCUAGCUCGCGACGCCUUGACUCGUCCGGGUUCAGUGACGCAGGCACAUCUUUGACUUAUCCGACGACGAUCUCGUCCGACUCAUUUGAGAGACCACGCAGGGCGCCCAAGAUAGCCCCACCGACGAGGCGAAGCGCAGACGUGGCUACAGUCGCCUCUAUGCCAACGCAAUGGCGUGCGACAACAACGGCAGCUCAUACUCAAGACUCUCCCACUAUCACAGAAACGGUAGCAUUUGGAACAUCACCCAUGAGCGAGCCAGCGCCACCUGAAGUGCAGCAAGCUGGCUUUAUGUUGGACGGAAUGAUGCUACAGCGCGAUUCAUUCGAUAGCGAGGCAGAGGGUACCGAGGACGAUGAGGAAGGAAAGAAGGCGACUGAAAGCUCCUUGCAGCCUCCGACAAUGUCGCGUACGAUGUUUCCGCAGACGCCUACGAUGGAUCGAGAGGAGGAGAGUUGGCUUGACUACAGGCGAGAGGAGGGAGAAGAGGGGCAAUUCGUGGUGCAGGGCGAAGAGGAUGCAGAUGUGACGGCGACUCCUGCCAGUCUACCACGAUCGAACGCUAUCCCACCGACGUUGGCCGACUCUUGGGCUGAUCCUUACGAAGGCGAUCAUCACGACGACGACGGACGAUGGCACGACUCGCAUCCGUAUCGCGUCAUGGAGGUCGAGAGGUACAGCGGCGGCGGUGCCAGCCCGAGUGGCUCAGAAGAGGAGAGGCGACGCAAGGCCGAAUGGGCUAACAUGAUGGAAAAGAGCGGUCUCGUCGGACUGUCCAAGUCGCCUCGUUCGAAGCGGGUGGAUAUGGGUACGCUGCUCAAGGCCAGAAAGUCGCGCGAACCCUUGCCCAGCUACAGCACCAGCAGCGACGCCGAGCUCCUCAAGACGCCGCCCCUCCCUGCGACGAUCCCUGCCUCUUCCUCCUCACCUAGCCUCGUUGGAGGAAUCAAGAAGUUGUUGAAGGGCAAGAAGAAUCGAGGCAAGGUGACGCCAUCCCCACAGAGCAGCCCGAUGGCGCUCGCGCCGGACACGCCCGGGAAGAGGGAGCUGGUGGCCGCGGUUCUGCCCGGGUCAUCGUCGAGGAAAGGUAGUGCAGGGUCCCUCUCCCUACAUGGCGGGCUAGGGUCGUCCUCCGACAUCAGCAGCUUCGCCAUGUCACCGGCUGGGUCGCGAAGACCAUCUGAAGCUGCAUCCGGCGUUGGAGCGUCUGCUGGACUACUGAGCCUCCGACGCGACUCACAGUCGGCAACUAUGUCUCCCUCUCCUUCUGCAACGGGACCAUACCGUCGCGCUCAUCCACCCCCAUCUAGCUCUCGAGCCCUAGCGAAAAUGAUGGCAAGCGCCACAUCCCCUCCCAGCAUCGGUCGGCGAGGCUCCUCCACCGUGGGCCAAGCUUACUCGCAAGACGCGAGCUCCGACCCUCGCCGCCCCUCUCUCAUCUCGCAAGAAGGGCAACGCGAUCCAGGUACCCUUCGCCGGAUGCUAAGCGGCGGGAGCAACAGCAGUAUGCGCAGCGGGCGAAGGAGGAGCAGAACGGGCAGUGCCGGUGGGGUGAGCGUGAUUGAGCAUAUAAGCCACGAGGAGGCGCGCAGGAGGAGUGGGUCUCUGCAAGGGCCUGUGUUGCAAUACGGGCCCGGCGAUGGGGCUGAGCAUCUCCUGCGCCCGGGAAGCAGGGCGUCGGUGACUGCGGGAGGAAGCGGCAUGCAGUGGAGCAAUCCGUGGGACUCGCCCGCACGCAUCGCCGCAGGCGCAGGCUGGUCACCGCUACAGCAUCAACAGCCAGGCACUUUCGCAGCAGCGUCGAUGGACCAUCUCCCGCGCGUGCGAAGGGGAAGUGCCGCAAGCACUGCGAGCCCCGCUGUCAAGCUACCGCCUCGAAGGGGGAGCAGCUCGAUGGCUCAGGAUGCGCGACGUCGCCUGUCGUCGAUUCUUCGCCCUUCCACAUCGGCAUCGGGGACGGAGCGAAGGAUUCUUCCACACAACAUCUCGAGGCCCGUGAGCGUCGUAGGGUCGGCCAUCUCCCACGGCGGGGACAGGGACGAAGAUGAAAUGGCUUUCAUUCGGCCGCCCAGCGCUAUGAGUGCGCAUCGCCACCCGCAAGACGGCGGCGGCGGGGCCCUCUCCGCAAGCAAUGGCGUUUAUCGUCGCCCGUCGACUGCCUCAAGCACUAUGGCUAGCAGCAGGACUGCAGGCAUCCAACGCAGCCCGAUUGGCCCGCCCUCCGCCGCAGCGGUGAGCGAGUUAGCUUGGCAGGAGAGAAGGAGGCCAAGCACAUCGGACAAUGCGCGAGGAGUGCAAGUGCAGACGGGAGAGUUUGGGAGCUCGCCGCCCCACGAGGCUGGGCCGCAGAGGCCACUUCGCCCUGCUGCCAGUCCCAGUCCAAGUCCGUACGACCAGGCCUCCUCGCCGCCAGUAGCCUCAUCCGCGUCCGUCUACUCCCUCCCUACGUACAACAAGCGCCCCACAUUCGGACUGGACCUGCAGCCAGACGCGGCUGCUGCUUUCGACUCGAUCCCCAGCCCUGAGGUGGUGCGCAACGCGCCCGCUGCCGCGUCUGUGCGGAGCGCCGUUGCGCGUCUAGGAGUGGGGGCACGCGGCGGAGUGAGAAGCACGGUAGUCUCCGACUCUUCCAGCUCUUCCUCUCGACGCUCUCAUCUGCAGGAAGCUGCGAACGGGUAUCAUCAUCACCUCGCUACAGGAUUACCUUCACCUCAGAACUCUUCUUCGGCAGGGACGACCGCUGCGCCUACUAGUGCGAGCUUCAAGACGAAAAGCUUUGGGAGCAGUGUGCACAGGUCUGAGGGUGGGGAGAAUGAUGAUCAUGCAGAGGCGGGUGAAGAUGGGCAGGUGAAGGGGGAGGAAGAAGAAGAAGAAGCAGAUCUGACAGCGCGCGAAGCGUCGCUGCGUCGCCUCACUCUGAAUGAAGCGGUCGGGCUUCUUCCUCCCCCUCCCGCUCUACGUGACGGGUAUCGCGAGGAGCUGGAGAGCCCUCGUCCCCCUCUGGUGGAUACACCGCUCAGCCCCGGUCUUUUGCAGGACGAAUACGAGUACGAGCACGAGCACGGGGGGCUCGGCAGCGGCGGCAGCGGCGGGUUCGCUGCGAUGCAGGAUAACAGGUUGCCGCCAGCACUGCCGCCCAAGGACGCCAUCUGGACGGUGCGUAGCGAUGUGAGAGGGGAGCAGCAGGAUGUAGAGGAGCAGCAGGACGUUGUAGAGAUUCUCGUCUGAUUGCGGCGGCUGGCGUGUCUCCUUCUGCAAUGACCAUCCAUUGAGGCCAUCGUAGACGCUGCCUUGCAGUUUGGCCCGUUCCGUCGUGCGCCUCUUGCCGCCCUCGU